Bombina bombina (fire-bellied toad) is the source of this 2306-nucleotide messenger RNA. It is a transcript of the gene LMX1B, whose product is annotated as LIM homeobox transcription factor 1 beta. Bases 465 to 1679 code for a protein of 404 amino acids. The record is from RefSeq and is a predicted model, not a curated record. Lineage: Eukaryota; Metazoa; Chordata; Amphibia; Anura; Bombinatoridae. Gene Ontology annotation, cellular component: nucleus. The transcript has 8 exons. Gene Ontology annotation, molecular function: RNA polymerase II transcription regulatory region sequence-specific DNA binding; DNA-binding transcription factor activity, RNA polymerase II-specific. Gene Ontology annotation, biological process: regulation of transcription by RNA polymerase II; neuron differentiation.
GUAUUCCUCCGCCUAGCAAUCUGUGCAGUAUGAGGAUCUCCAGGACUUUGCAUGGCACACUGACUUAGGAUCUCUGUCACUGGACAUCCUGCACAGCCUUUUCCUUGGGAUGUACAUCUGCCCAUUAUUCCUUAUGCACCUCUGAUUCCUUUUUACUUUUUUUUCUUGGUGGCAACUGCAUAACCACCUACCCAGCCCCCUGGAUCCCCCCCCCCCCCCAAUACUGCGGAGCAGACAGGUGAUUUUGUCACCCCAAACCCUGGUGUGGAUCAUUCUCCAGUGAUGAGCAGGGACCUCUGAUCCCACCACCAAUGCUGGAUUUUGGGAUAAAGAAACCAAACUGCAUAUUCCUCGAUUGUUUCCAAGCCAGCUGGGAGUUGUUGUGAACUGGGGUUUUGUUUUAAUUCUAUUUUCUUUUCUUGUUUUGUUGGGGUUUGAACCCAGAACACUCACCAGCCCUGUGCAUGCCAGCCAUGGAUAUAGCCACAGGUCCAGAAGCUCUGGAGAGGUGUUUUAAUAGGGGACAAAGUGACUGUACCAAAAUGCUGGACGGGAUUAAAUUAGAGGACCCCCACUCUCUUAGGGCUGGCGCUGCCACAUUAGGAGUCUUACUGGGUUCAGAGUGUGCACACCAGGCUGUGUGUGAAGGUUGCCAGAGACCUAUUUCAGACCGCUUUCUAAUGAGAGUCAAUGAGUCUUCCUGGCAUGAGGAGUGCUUACAGUGCACAGUCUGCCAGCAACCACUUACUACAAGCUGCUACUUUCGUGACAGAAAACUCUUCUGCAAACAAGACUACCAACAACUGUUUGCCGCAAAAUGCAGCGGGUGCAUGGAAAAAAUCGCCCCUACGGAAUUUGUGAUGCGUGCGUUGGAGUGCGUAUACCACCUGAGCUGUUUCUGCUGCUGUGUAUGUGAACGACAGCUCCGAAAAGGAGAUGAAUUUGUUCUUAAAGAAGGGCAGUUGCUUUGUAAAGGGGAUUACGAGAAGGAAAAAGAUUUGCUUAGCUCGGUCAGUCCGGAUGACUCAGACUCAGUGAAGAGUGAUGAUGAUGAAGGCGACGUGAAGCCGGGCAAAUGUCAUGGCAACCAAGGAAAAGGAAGUGAUGAUGGCAAAGACCCAAGGAGACCGAAACGCCCCAGAACGAUACUCACCACUCAGCAACGACGGGCUUUUAAAGCAUCUUUUGAGGUGUCAUCAAAACCUUGUAGGAAGGUAAGAGAAACGUUAGCAGCAGAAACGGGACUCAGCGUCCGAGUCGUCCAAGUGUGGUUCCAGAACCAGAGAGCAAAAAUGAAGAAAUUAGCUCGGAGGCACCAGCAACAGCAAGAACAACAAAAUUCUCAAAGACUUGGGCAAGAAGUCAUGUCAAGUCGCAUGGAAGGUAUGAUGACAUCAUACGCCCCCCUAGCCCCACCUCAGCAACAGAUUGUUACAAUGGAUCAGAAUAACUACAGCACAGAUCCAUUCCAGCAAGGACUCACCCCUCCCCAAAUGCCAGGUGACCACAUGAAUCCUUAUGGUAACGACACAAUAUUUCAUGACAUUGACAGUGAUACCUCGUUAACAAGCCUCAGUGACUGCUUCCUGGCAAACUCAGAGGUCAGCUCCAUGCAGGCCAGAGUGGGAAACCCCAUUGAUCGACUGUACUCCAUGCAGAGUUCAUAUUUCGCCUCAUGAGAACUUCCUUCAAAACCUUUUUCCUAAGUCUGACCUAAACAAAAAUGAUCAGACUCCUCAGAGACAUGUUACAGCCAUAUUUGCGCUAUUCUCCAUCCCAAAUCCCAAGCGGUGAGCAGAAGUACACAACAUGGAGUAGAAUCAGACGGACUGACGGCGCGGAUCCUUCAGAAAAUCUGAAAAAGCAUGAAAGUGAACAAUGACUUUUUUUUAAAAUAAAUAAAUCAACCCCGUAUUGUACAAAAAAUACCCUGAAAAUACAGUAUUUGUAUAGAAUUGUGUAAAAAGUAGGUUUUUUUCCCCUGUAGGAUAUUCCAAAACUGAAAACAUUGAUGACAGAUUUUCCUCGUCUCCGCUAAAAGUGCAUGACUGUCACCGUGAUGUGGAAUUAACGCAUUUGAACUGUGAUAAUUUCUUGUAAAUGUGAUUUUCUUGCUAUAUUUUGGUUUGAUUUUGCCCAUUAGAAGUAGACAUUAUGUUCUCUCUUGAGGCAUUGCCAUCACAGGAAGGACUGCAUGUUUCCUGGAGAGAUUCAUGCGUUAAAUUAAUGCUCUUAUGUUCCAUACGGUGCUUUAAAAAUUUAAAACAGAAAAAAAAACCUUAAUUUAAUAAAAUGUACAACAGUAA